UGACUUAACGUUUUUUCGCCGACUGCGGAUGACGGUGGAAGGCGGUGUACGUCCGAUGCUGAGUCGUGUUUAUGACAGGAGGUGUACUUCAUGCUAAUAUUUAUUUCCACCAGCAUUCGGAGGACAAAGGAUGUUUAAAUGAACGAAAAAGACAAGGAUCUUGGUCAUUAACUAACUAAUAUUGACGCUGAUUGUUCAACGUAUCCGGAGUUGUUUUGAAAGGCCUGUGUUGCUGGCUUGCUCCGGGGAAUCCUCGGACUCGCUCGGUAGAUGCUGCCGGUGGCCGAUGUGGUUGAAGUGACCACAGGCUAAAGUGCGAGAGGUUUGUCUUAUCUCAAAUUCUAACGAAGACGUUUUUGUGUGCUCCUCCAUGGCGGGCACACAUAAGCGCACAGUGCGGACGUUUUUGGUUAGCCAGCCAGCUAACUUUAGCUACUCCGUGUUGACAAGCUAACUAUCCAGAUAUCGCAGGUAUUUGGGACUUUGGAACACUUUCUUCAGUUAAUAUUGAAACACUUUGCUCUUGCCACUACUUUUAAUGGCGUAUUCUCCAUAUUUAUCCCCGACACCAAUUGAGAAGCAGAUCACAAGAUCUCUUGGCUAAAAGGGACUAAUAUCCCUUUGCCUCGUUGGACUCUAUGGAUUUGUUUUGUCGUUACUUUCUUUCUGACUACCGGGAUUGUUAAUUGAUUUUUUGUUUUUGUUUGUUUUUUUAGUUGAAUGUAAUGAAAGCCUUUCCUCGGCUUACUUGACGUUAUCUUCAAAGGUCUCUCCGAGAGAAAUGAGGCUAGUGGCGGUGUCUGACGCUUCAAGUGUCACCUCUCUGACUUGCUGUUAACCGCAAACCGACUCCACUUGAUCUUUGAGCUGGUUGUGCUCCAGAGGGAACCUUCUCAACAUGAAUCGUUACCUGCCUGUGGCAAGGCAGCACUUCCUUGCUGCACUAGCGAGCACGAGUGUGGUUGUGAAAGCCAUCAGUGCCCUGGUGGUUCUCCUCUACCUGCUCUCCUGGGCCCUGGACACAUCGUAUGUACUUGGGGUUACCCCGGGAUAUCUGUUCCCUCCUAACUUCUGGGUGUGGACACUGGUCACCCAUGGGAUCGUGGAAGAGCAUGUGUGGGGCGUGGCAGCCAAUGUUGGGACAGUCAUGUCAUGUGGGCGCCUGCUGGAGCCUUUGUGGGGCGCACUGGAACUGCUGAUCUUCUUUGCCGUGGUAAAUGUAUCCGCAGGCCUUCUAGCAGGCCUCUCCUACCUCCUCACCUAUGUGGCCACCUUCAACCUGGACUUCUUGUUUGCUGUCCGUGUCCAUGGAGUGGCCGGAUUCCUGGGAGGAGUCCUGGUGGCACUGAAGCAGACCAUGGGGGAUACAACGGUGCUCCGCGUUCCACAGGUAAGGCUCAAAGCAGCUCCAGCUUUGGUCCUCCUCCUCCUGGCUUUACUGCGUCUCUCAGGCCUCCUGGAAAGUGCCGCCCCCCUUGCAGCAUACAGUUACGGCGCCCUGUCCGGCUGGGUGUACCUGCGCUUCUAUCAGAGGCACAGCAGGGGCCGUGGCGACAUGUCGGACCACUUUGCUUUUGCAAGUUUCUUCCCAGAGGCGCUGCAGCCGGCGGUGGGUCUGCUGGCAGGUUUGGUCCAUUCUGCCUUGGUGAAGGUGAAGGUGUGCAGGAAGAUGGUGAAGAGGUACGACGUGGGCGCCCCGUCGUCCAUCACCAUCAGCCUGCCGGGGACAGACCCACAAGAUGCUGAGAGGAGGAGACAACUGGCCCUCAAGGCUCUGAACGAGCGUCUCAAGCGCGUGGAGGACCAGUCUGCUUGGCCCAGUAUGGACGACGAGGAAGACGAGGAGGUUGACGAGAUCCGGACCGACAUGCAACCACUCCUCCCGCAUGACCCCACCUCUUCUAUGCCCCGGCCAGCAGCGAGUGGACCUGUUGGCAUGACCCUCUCCUCAUCCUCAAUGUCACAAAGCGGCGGAGCACAGGCCAACCCGGAGUCGAGCAUCAUCAGCUUCGAGGACGCACCCUCUAGAUCGUAACCUAUUUAAUCUAAUAGACGUGAUGAUCAUGUCACUGGCAGGUGUACUAACGUAAAUGAUGCAAGGUGUUAGACCUGUUCAUACACUGUUACUGUCACCUUGGAGUCCAAACGUGGGUUUAGUGUGUCUUUUCACUUCACACAUGUUGGAUGUGCACAGUGUAGUCAGUCAGGCCUUGGCUUCCAUCUUGCAUACAGAUGCAAGUUAAGCAGCCAUUUUCUCGUGUCCUGCUUUAAUCCCAACUGAACUGAGUGGGGUGCUUUUUUGUGUGUGUGUUUGCUUUUUAAAUAAAUGGUAAGUUGGAUGU
Phycodurus eques (leafy seadragon) is the source of this 2342-nucleotide messenger RNA. It is a transcript of the gene tmem115, whose product is annotated as transmembrane protein 115. The transcript is spliced from 3 exons. Gene Ontology annotation, biological process: retrograde vesicle-mediated transport, Golgi to endoplasmic reticulum. Gene Ontology annotation, cellular component: Golgi apparatus; membrane. Lineage: Eukaryota; Metazoa; Chordata; Actinopteri; Syngnathiformes; Syngnathidae. The record is from RefSeq and is a predicted model, not a curated record. Bases 899 to 2035 code for a protein of 378 amino acids.